UUCAUCAUUACACUUCAGUUGUCAAAAGUGACAUUAUAAUUUUCGUGUUAUGGAAUACAAACAAUAUCAGUACACGUUUAUCAUAAUUUGUAACGAGUUGAAGUUUUCAGUUGUGUAUUAAAUAUUGUUAUGGAUUAUAAUACCUCAAACCUGUAAUAUUGAUCAAAAAUGGCAGUUUGUGUAGCUGUAAUUGGAAAAGAUAAUUCCCCAAAAUAUAUUAGGUGUGCAGAUGAAUCGUCAGCGUUGCAAUUUCAUUGUAAAGUUCAUACUUCAAUAGAUAUUAUAGAAGAGAAAUUAAAUGUUGGAAAUAAAACAGCUAUAGAUACAAGAGAGUUAUAUUUAGGUUUACUGUAUGCUACUGAAGAAUAUAAAAUAUAUGGUUAUGCUACAAAUACAAAAAUCAAAUUUGUCAUAGUAUUACAAUCAUCAAACGCAUUACCAAGAGAGAGUGAUGUAAAAAUGACCUUCAAAAAAUUACAUGCAGCUUAUUCUAAUGCUGUGUGUAAUCCAUUCUACAUUCCAGGUGAUCAAGUUAAUUCCAGGUCUUUUGAUGUUUCAGUAAUGGAAAUAAUGGAUUUAUAGCGAGCUUGGUAUCCCAGUAAUAAUAGUUUUGGGAUUAAAAUAUUUUGUUAAUGAAUUGAAAAUUACCAAGGAAUUCAAGGAUAAGAUGACGGACAAUGAGGCUUACAUAUUUGUAUCAAGAUGCAAGGUGUAAAUAUUAAUACUACGUAUAUUUUACUUAAAGUUUUUAUCUUCUAUCAAAGUAAAUGAAUACAAACAGAACUCGCUGUAACUCGGAAACAAGAUUGAAUUGAACAUGUACAAGUAGAUGAAGGUAUUCACAGCUAAAAUACAUAUAAAUUACUACUGUACAAAGCACCAUGUAUACAUAUACUUAACGUAAGUUAACAUUUCAUUUUUAUUAUAAUCAGAGGUAGUGUCAGUUACAAAAGUAUUCGAACUCUGUUUAUAAGUAUUUCUCAAGAAUGUCAUUUCUUUUAAGCUAAUACAAAGUGCGUACUUUAAAAAUGGUUUUUUGUCCUACAUAGUUUACAUGUAAAUGCUGUUCGAAUACUUUCAUGCACCAAUGUAUACUUACAUGAACUCAUUUUCAUUGAAAUUGCUUUUAAGUGUUGAAUCUAUUUCUGAAAUGGGUCCCAAAUAUUACAUUGCACUCUUCAUAUACAUGUACGUGUAUGUGUAUAUACAUACUAUAUGUAUACACAUAACAUUUCAACAAAAUUACUGAUCUUGAUUUUUUACAACAGUCGACAAAAUUUUGCACAGUUAAUGCAAUGAAUACAAAUUCUUCGCGAUAACAACGUAACAACUUUUAUAAAUGGAGCAUUGACGGAGAAACUUGCAUUCAUUGCACAUUUGGUGCAACCAAAAAAAAACAUGGGCAAUUAGAAAGAAAUAAAUGAGAAAAAAAUAGAAGGAAAAAAAGCGUGAAAGUAUGCGCGUACCAUAAAUGAAUUUGAGAAGCGCAUUUGGUGUUGAGAUCGAAUGGUGCACACAAGACCAUAAAAAAAAACUUAAUCGAUUGUUUUGAUUCAACGUUAUGAUCAAAGAAUUAAAGAAAAAAAAAUUAAAAGAAGACAAAAUGUUAAUAUACAACAUGUAUAUACAGGGUGAAGCUAAUCGUAUAAUUGGAUAGAAAAUGAUUCUUCACAUAAACAUUAAUUGAAAAUAUAGAAUAAAGCAAUUAAUGAAACUAUUAAUACCACUAAAAUCUAUUAUUAUUAUUAUUAUUAGUGGUGUACAAACGUUUGUGUCAUCUAUGUAUAGCUAAGGAAGUGCAAUUAUCUUUCAAUGAUUUUAUUUACAGAUUUCCUUCACUGCAGUAUCCAUGUUUUAUUUAAAGGUGGAACAAAAUGAUAUUGUCAGAAACUGUUCUGAUUAAAAAUACUCUGUUAUUUCUGAAAUAUUAGCAAAGUAAAUUAUUCUAAAGAAAUGAAAACCUUAUAUACUACUAAUAAGCUGUAUUUUUCACAUUUUUAAAGUAUUAAAAAUAUAAAUGUAAAGGUAACAAAUUUUUAAAUUGAAUUUCUAGAAAACAAAAAUCGUUAUAUUAUUUUAAUUAAUUUUUAUAUAAGGAAUCAUUUCUUGCUUCACCUUGUACAUCCUAUGAUGUACGAAAGAAACUAAAAAGAACAAGAACAUAAAAACGUUUAACAUUGACUGAAAGACGAGAGAAAAUAAUAAUAAUAGUUAUAAUAAUCAUUCAUAAUAACAACAAAUGACAACGUGCGUGUUACUUAUUAGCGUGAACGUAAUUCCCUGUCGCAUAUUUAUCUCCUUGCGUUAGCAUCACCAUUUGCACUUUUCCUUUUCUUUCUUUUUCUUUUUUUCCCACUCUUCUACACUGUGUCCCUUUAAAAUACAACACACUCUUUCUUUCAUUGAAGACAGAACUCUUAUUCGUCACAUACAUACAUAUGUACAUACACAAAAACAAAGAAAAAAGAAAUGGCAGAAUACGUUUUACUGGCUAACAAUAAAGUGUUUUUCUUUUUUUCGUGAAUUAAGGGAGAAUGAAUUAUGGAUAUAAAGUAACUUGUCAUCGGUGUAAGAUCGAUCAGAUAAAGUACCUAUGCUGAUGAAACAUAAUGCAAAGGAAUGUCGCACGAUUUAAUAAUGGUUUCUUCUUUCUUUCCUUUCUUUUUUUUUUAUUAAGUAACCAACUAAGGGCAGUCGGAUAGAAAAACGUUAACUAAAUUAAUUUUAUAAUUACAAAAGAAAUAUUGAACGGCGACUAGAAUGGUCAGUGUACAGCACACAUAAAUUUUUAGUUAUAUAAGUAACAACUAAAGAAAUAAGGAAAAUUCUAGAUAACCCUGAUAAUUCAAAAUAGCAAAUUAAAAUAUUAGAUUGAAAAAUUAACCGUCAAUACAUUGAUUACUAUAGAGGUCAUUGAUGAUUGGCAUUAAGAAUUUAUUAGCUGUACAAAUUAAUUCAGUGUUUUUUUUUCAAAUUGAAGAUUUGUUUUAAAAAAAUCACGAUGACUUUAAUUAUUCAAAUAAUCAUCGUUGUUACAGUUCUGCGCUACUUAUUACUAAUAUGGUUAUUAAGAAGGCGUAGUGCUAAAGGCAUUGAAUUAAUUUGUAUAUCUAAUAAUUUAAUCAAGUAAUUAACAAAUGAAAGAAGACAUUUUGGAAUAGUAUUAAAAUCCCAAUUAAGAAACCGAAGCAUUGAAUUAAAAAAUUAUAAUUAAGUGAUUAAUAUAUAGUAUUAAUAACAGACUUUAAAGAUUUUAAAUGGUAUUACUAUUAUCCUAUAACUUAAAUAAUAAAUUGUAAAGUUGAAUGAUGGUACACUGGCGAUGAAAUCAGGCUUUGCUAAGGAAAGUAUUUGUAAUAUCCCGGGCUCCUGUUCUUUUCCGUAGGCACGCUCGGAGAAAGGGACAAUCUAACGAAGAGGUCUCAUGUACAGUACUUAUAUGUAUGUACGCGUAGCGAUCCUCUACCCUUGCGCAUAAACGUUUGCGCGGGAAAAUUUGAAUUAAUACUUGCUUUUUUUAUACACUAUUCAGUAAUGUAUUAAUACAUAACAAUUAAAAAUCAUAUUAUUCUAUUAAUAAAUCACUUAAAAUGUUUAUAUCGUGAAAAUUAAGAUUUUGAAAAUUCUUACUUCCGCUAUAUGUACUGCAAAUUUUUGCUCUGGAAGUCAGAUUUGACCACGAGUGUACCUUGCAUAAUUAUUACAGUCAACUUAUUAAAAAAUCCUAAUUUUUUUUUCAAAAUAUUUGUUCUGUGCUUGCGUGUGUGUGUACAUUUUAGCAUUUGUUCAAGAUGAUUCUAUUUUCAUCAUGAUAAAAAAAAAAAAAAAACCACACACACAACACCCCCUCACUACACGAAACAAAAAAAAAAUAAAAAAAUCUUUUUAGAUGAGCAAAUAGAGAAACAAACAGCAAUAAAUGAAAAACAUUGAAAAUUUUGUUUCUUUCCCUCAUGAUUUCUUGUUAUCGUGAUAUUUUAUAUAUUUUCUCGGCGCAUCUGUUGCUGAAACGUACAGAUUUUCAUUUUUUGUUUCUUUACUCUUUUUAUUCGAUAUACAAUUAGUCUCUGCGGCUAUGCUAGCGGCUCGAUCGUUUUACAAAUUAAACGCAAAUUACCUUGGAUUCUUUCUUUCUCGCACUUUUCAUGUCGUUACUUUUUCUAUUUCUUUUUUUUAAUACACAUCGACGUUUAUCGAGACGCUCGAUAAAAAUCUUCUCCUUUCGAAUUCUACGCACGUAUGCGACUAAAGAAAGGAAAAAAGAAAAAGAAACACGAAAAAAUUAGAGCGACUUAUCAUAUCACAGUAUCGUACGCAAAGCUUAUAUGAAAUCGCAGAUAGAACAGUAUAAAGGCCAAAUGGCGACACUAUACGCUCUUUUUUUUCUUCUUCACGGUAUUAUAAUAAUUAUCUGAGGAGGACAAUAUCUUUUUUUUGUUUGUUUAUAUCUCACUUUUUAAGAAGAAGCAUUUAAAAACAGCAUUCUCCGCACACUUUCUUCUACUUUCUCUCUCACACAUACUUUCUCAUUCUCUCCGCUACUCUUUCCUUUUUCUUGUCUUUUUACUUUUUUCGUUCACUUCUUCGUUUGUUACACACUCCAUGGCAAUGAUUCUUUUACACCCAUGAUCCAUGAUAAUCUUUUGCACGAAUCUGAAGUUCUCAGUAUUAUUAGUAACAAAAUAGUAAAGCGGUAGCCGUUUUAUGGUUUUUUUACGUAUUCUGACGAUAAAUCGGUGGUUUGUGUUUACGAAUGGUGGAUUUAUACGAUAGAACUCCUUUUAUUUAAAAUUUUAUUUAACCGUCGAAUGGCGGACCGCGGAGAGAGCCCUAAUUUCAAUUUCAUUUACAUUUUCAUUUUCAUUUUCUAAAUUUUACUACUACUACUUUAAAAAUUAUUCUUCCAAUAUAUGAAACUUUUUCGUUUAACCCAGACUCCGCUGUUCAAGGAUUAAUAGAAUGUUCAAGGGUAAUAGAACAUAAAAGAUAAUCUACCCAUUGUUAAUAUUAAAAUCGCAUUUGAUUAUCAUUUUCGGAGAUAGUGUUUUAUACUUUUGUUCAAAUGAAAUUGCAUUACUUUUGUUUAAGUUGAAAAUUUGUUACAUUAUUCUUUUAAUUAAUGAAGAUGUUUGUUAAAAAUAAAUUAAUGCUGUUUAAUACAAAUAUGAGAUGUACAAAUUAAUUCAAAGUAAUUUAUUUUAAAGUAAUGAUAAUUCCAGUUAUUGAAGUAAUCGUUGUUGUUAUAUCUUUGUUGUCAUUUUUCAAAUACACAGAAGCGCGGCAAAAUAUUCAAAUUUAAAAUAAUAAUUAAGAAGAUGUAAUACUACAAAUACCGAAUUAAUUUAUACACCUAAUACAAUCUUAAGCCUUAAUCUCGGGUAUUUCCAGGGUGUUUUUUAAUUCUGUUCACCAGUUCUGAUAUUCAAAUAACAAAUAUCUAAAUUCUAAAGUACUAAUUCUAUAUGUGUAUCCAAUUGUUACAAAAAUCGUAAGACAAGGAUUUAUUUGAGCUUAGAAGGCAUAAAGAUUGAAAGUCGUGUGCCCUUACUAGCAGUCAACGUGUUAAAUAAACUAUUAUUAUUAUAACUUUUGUUAAUUACUACUGAUGAAAAUUCUAGAACAAAACAGUAAAACCUUUAAAUUAAAACAAAAUUUUUUAUUGUUCGAAUACUCUAUUAGCCCUUCGUUGCAUUAUGUUACAAAAAUAUAAUGAAAUCCUUAUAUUUUUUUUAAUAUUUGUAAUUUUAAUUUUUGAAAAUUUUUAAUGUUAUACAUUUCUACAGUAGCGAAAGAACUGUAUUUCUUUUUUUAAAUUAGAAAAAGAAAUUAUGCAAUAAAGAGUUAAACUGAUAACUGAAUUCGUGACCUUCCCAUAUAUUUUGCAUCAAAAUAAUUGUUGAUUUUUUAGUAAAUCUUACAAAAAUUGUCCCGAGCUCAGUAUGUUAAAAUAAUUCUGUGGGAAAAAAUGUGAAAGUCAUGAAUUUAAUUGCCAAUCUAGUAAUUAUUCGAAACUUUAUACACGUUCAAAAAAAUAAAGUUCUAUUUUCAGUUUCUUCACUAUUUCAAUCUUCAAAUUCGAGAUCGAUGCUUUUUAUUAGGAAAGAAAAAUUUUGUCUGAAAAUUUUACUAAAGCACCACGAAUUAUCGUCCGAAUACAUAUUAUCACCGGCAAAGUACAGUAUGCAAGUAAUAUUCGAUGAUAAUUUCACUUUGUUUUUCUUUCAUUUUAGCCAUUUAGCUCGGCAGAAACAAUAUCUCAAUUAUAAAAUUCGCGAUUAUCACAAUUACUUAUCUAUACUCCCUAAUCACAUAAAUCAUUAAAAA
Molecule: messenger RNA, 6324 nt
Organism: Osmia lignaria (orchard mason bee)
Lineage: Eukaryota; Metazoa; Arthropoda; Insecta; Hymenoptera; Megachilidae
Product: electron transfer flavoprotein regulatory factor 1-like
Biological process (GO): respiratory electron transport chain; endoplasmic reticulum to Golgi vesicle-mediated transport
Cellular component (GO): mitochondrion
Source: RefSeq, a predicted model, not a curated record